This is a messenger RNA of Rubroshorea leprosula, 733 nucleotides long. The record is from the annotation of a GenBank genome assembly. Lineage: Eukaryota; Viridiplantae; Streptophyta; Magnoliopsida; Malvales; Dipterocarpaceae.
AAGUUGUCCUAAGGCGGCCGCUGGAGAUAGGAUUUCGAUCAUGGAGAACAACCCUAAUUCCUCUAGGGCUGACAGGAAAGUCAUAGAGAGAAAUAGAAGAAAUCAAAUGAAAGCCCUCUACUCCCAGCUCAAUUCCCUCGUUCCCCACCCCAACUCAUCUAGGGAAGCGAUGUCGCUGCCAGAUCAGCUAGAUGCAGCAGCAAACUACAUCAAGAAGUUGCAGACGAACCUGGAAAGAAUGAGGGAGAGGAAAAACAGCUUGAUGGGGAUUGGCAGGACGAGUUCUAGCAGAAGCAGUGGGACAAAACGUCCUGAAAUUAAAAUUCAUGAAAUGGGUUCGGCUUUGGAGCUUGUUUUGAUAACUGAUAUUGAUUCUGGACAGUUUAUUUUUAAUGAAACAAUUCGUAUUCUCAACGAAGAAGGAGCUGAUAUUGUGAAUGCAAGUUUCUCUGUUGUCAACGACACUGUCUUCCACACAAUACAUGCCACAGUUGGGGAGUCUGCACCGGGUUUUGAAGCUGCUAAGAUAUCUGAGAAACUAAACAAGUUCCUCCAUGAUGAUGAUGGAUGGUGAUUUUAAUUUGGUGAAAAAUAUUUGUAUUGCUCUUGAAGCUCCUAAGACAUCCGAGAAACUAAACAAGUUUCUCCAUGAUGCUGAUGGAUGGCGAUUUUCUGCUGCUUAAUUUGAUGAAAAAUAUAUGUAUUGCUCAUGCAAUAAACGGAUCGCAUGCUG